Anopheles funestus (African malaria mosquito) is the source of this 6244-nucleotide messenger RNA. RefSeq lists its product as uncharacterized. The transcript has 9 exons. Gene Ontology annotation, biological process: phosphatidylinositol dephosphorylation. Bases 986 to 3865 code for a protein of 959 amino acids. Lineage: Eukaryota; Metazoa; Arthropoda; Insecta; Diptera; Culicidae. Gene Ontology annotation, molecular function: inositol-polyphosphate 5-phosphatase activity. The record is from RefSeq and is a predicted model, not a curated record.
CUAACAUUUCAGCCAUUUCAAUUUAGCUACCGAACCCUGCCGACUGAUAAAGUAUUCUGUAGUCCCAUUUGCGUGACUGGCUGCGUUGUACGUGCGUAGGAAUGGCUUGAAAGUGCGAGUGCGAUUACGUAUAGCAGCAUUGUUCAGUUUUCCGCUUCUAUAAACGACACUGUCAGCAACAAAAGUCACCACAGGUUUUCCACCCAGUGACUCAACUAUCAAACACAUCUAGGCGCCUAAUUCUGCAGGACGAACGCGUCAACAAGUCUAGCCCGUCUAGCUGCAAUCGGUUUACCCGACACACGAUUAGGCUUCAGCUUUGUUUUGGGGGCCCCAGAUGUACCGUGUACCGAACUGUGGCUACCGAUCUAUGUACCAUUUGUACCGACCGAGACAGCCGUCUGCGAACCAAAGCUAAUAAUCAAGCACCGAAGAAAAUAUGACAGUUCUUGCUUGCACUGGUUCAACAAACAAACAAAUCUCAACUGGUCGGCUGACUGCCGAUAAUGUGAGCAACAGAAGCGGCAGCGUACAGACAGUUGUGAAAUAUCUGUGGACCGAAUACCGAACGCAAAUGCUGUAACUUGCCACCCAGCAACAACAACAAAAAGCAAACAAACACUACGAAUCUAAACCCAAACUGCCUGCAAUGCUGUACUGUGACCGAAAUUAAGGCUGGGUAUUCCUAAACCACGGUUGAAAACUAUCGAAUUAUUAGCGGCCCAGCUUGAAGCGCACGAAACCAACUUAAAUACUAAUCUCGAACACCGAAAAAUCUCAACCCACUUACGACCGGCUAGAAAGACACUUUCGAUGAGUUAGUUUUGAUCGGUCAUUUUUGUGGUGGCGCAACUGGUAAAGCGUCGAGAAACGAAAACAAAAAAUAAAUAUUGCUCGUCACUGCACUGUCGGCCACUUUAUUCAACCGGGAUUUUCAUCAGCUUCUUUACUAUCGUGCGUUUUGUUAUAGUCAUCAGUGGAUACAAUGGAAAAUGAAUCAUUACCCAUUCUGCUUAUAACCGCUAACGUGGGAAGCGUGUUUGAAGAUCCCUCAAACCUGCUGCACAUUUGGAUCAAAGAGUUUCUGGAACAUAUUGCUGCACGGCAGCCAGCCUUUAUCGCACUCCAUCUGCAGGAGGUAGGUGGUAAAACGUACGAAAAAUCCAUGGAAUAUGUGCAGGAGUUCAUCAAACAGCUGUGCGAAUCGGAUGAGCUGCGUGACUACAAUCGCAUUCGGGUCUAUUUGGAUGAAGACUACAACUCGGCGGAACAUUUUACGGCCCUCGGUAAUUUAUACUUCGUCCAGAGCACGGUCAACCACGUGUUGAUGUGGAACUUUCUUACACACGAGUGGGAUUCCGUCGAGGGCAAAAGUAUACAUACGGGAAGUAUCGAAACAGUCGCUACCAAAGAAAAGGCAAAAUUUCCUCAACAAUUCUUUCCCGAGUGCAAAUGGUCUCGGAAAGGAUUUCUGCGUACCCGUUGGUUCCUAAAUGGUACCGUUUUUGAUUUAGUUAACAUUCAUCUGUUUCACGAUGCAUCCAACCUAGAAGCGUGUGAAGAAUAUCCAUCCGUGUACUGUAAAAGCAGACGCCGCGCACUCGUACAUACACUGGAACGAUUUCAUAAAGAUACAGUUAACCGACCAGUGCCAUACUUUGUCUUUGGUGAUUUUAACUUCCGUUGCGAUACGGAAGGUGUUAUCAAGAAACUUACCGAAGAUCUCACAAUGCAUCGGGUUCAGAAUACGAAAAACGACAGUACAAAAGUUCAAUAUCGGGAUGCUACCGGCACGAACGUGCUAACCGUGGGGAAAAAGGAGUUUUUCCACUGCGACCAAAGCACGUUUAAAGAAAACUGGCUUCGUCAGUUCGAUCGGGAGCUUGAAUCGCUUCGCAGCAUACUGUACGAGUUUCCCAUCACCUUCCCACCGUCGUACCCGUACGAGGAGGACCCGUUCCAGCCGGGUGCGUACAUGGCGACACGGUGUCCCGCCUGGUGCGAUCGAAUACUGGUAAGCCCUGCGGCCCGGAAACUUAUCUGCGACGACGUGCCGGACGAUGGAGGGGAAGAUUGCAAACAGAGCGAUGAGCCUGCCAACCUCGCUAGCGAUCAUCCCACCGUAAGCUAUGGUAUUAUCGGUGCAAAUGUCUGCAUGGGAGAUCAUAAGCCGGUUUAUCUCAGCAUUAGAAUCAAGACGAGUCAAGGUAUUGUAGAUAACUGCUCCUGUGAUACGCAUGUGCCUAGAAAACUGCGUGUUGAACACCCUAUUUAUAAUAACAGUGCAAGUAUGGAUAGUAGUAGUAAUAACAACACUAUCGUAGUAAGUCUUAGUAGUUAUGGUAGUAAUGGUGGCAAUGCAGCCGUGUUGCGUACAUUGUCACCGAAGGCGGAACGUAUCCGUCAGCUGGCUUCCACUGCAGCCCAGUGUAGCGCUAGUGAUAAAAGCACUAGCGCCGCCACCAUCAUUCCGUUUGACGCGUCGCUCGAUGUUGAUAGUUUUGCCUACCAUCAGCUUCACUACCCGUCCGCUUGUACCGACUGUGUAGCACGCAUCGAACGGUGCUACGAGCAAAAUCUCAUCGGGCUUGACCCGAUCGUACCGGUUGCUGGCCCAACGAACCAGCAGCAUUACAUGCACGAUGAGCAAACGGUAGAGCCCAAUCAGCCGGCACCACUCGAAUUACUGUCGCAAGCAUGCUUUAGGUAUCAGCAUCCACUGGUAAGCAUUAACGUGUUCGAUACGGACAGCAAUCUUAACGUAUGCAUGUGCGCACUCUACUGUAACAAUGCAAAUGACGCAAAGGCACUGAACGCUGCGGGCGUGAAACAUUCGCGUACGCACGAGCAGGCGAACGUUGGUGCGCACGUCGAUGAGAUCGGUACCGCUGUAUCAGCAACGAUCUGCCCGAACUGCCGUAAUAUGAUAAAACACCAACCGAUCGAACACCGCAAAACGCUUAUCUCGCGCCGGAUGAUGCUUGCCAACGAUGUGAUUGUGAAUCGCAUUGACACACACUACCUAAACACGUACACGAUGUCGCAGGCCAGCAAUGGUACCGGCCAGCUACAUGGAUUUGAACCGUACACGCCAGAAAGUGCCGAAUCCCACUCACCCUUACCGGAGUCGAGCGAUAGCAGCAAAGCAUCGCAAAGUACAAGCCAUAACGAUGCAAACGAUGAUACAACGCGGGCAAGCGGGAAAAGUACGGUGGAGAAAUCCCUACACGCUACGGAUGAUGAAUUUCAACCGCUUCUCGCGCCGACCGAUCCCGAACGUGGAUCGAAUGAACGCAUCCAAGGCGAUAUGUCGCACGGGUUGAAAUCGGAAACCGUUUGCCCAAAUGCAGCCCAGAAUGUGCAAACAGCUCCAGCUAACGAUACGAAUCGAGCUACAAACGUUCGAUUGCCGACCGGUCACGACAGUAGCUUUGGUGGUGUAUCACCGCGACAGCUAAAGUCUCGCCUGGAAAAGCUCAAACGGCUUGCGGACGAACGGCGCAAACAGUACGGUGAAUGGACGCGCAGUUUCUCCCAGUCCGAUACAACCAAGCAAACGCACACAAAGUGUUCGAUCAUGCCAAUUAGUGACGGUGGUAAUGAUGCGGCUUACACCUCAACCCUGUCUGCUACCGAUCGGCCAUUGAUAGGCAGUGUUUCCGACACAUCCGACAGCACAGCGUCAGCGGCUCUGCUACCGGGGAUACGUCCAUCAACUACUAAUAGCAAUCAUUUUAACAGUCACUAUCCCAACGAACAGUCACAACCGAUGGUUCAUGCACCGGUAAACGUAACAAGUUCGAUCGGAAUACGUAGAGACUCCGUUAUAGUGAACUGUUGUCGCGGCUUGUGUACUAUACUAUAGAUUAAGCGGCAUUCAGGGACGGCCCGGGUGGUGUAUGUGAUAAACGGCGCCGGUCCACACGGGCAGGACCGCGGAUCUAAUCCCAUCCGGACCGUCCCCCUCCGUUGCAAGGACUUACUAUCCGACUAAGCGGUAAAAAUGGCUGGCGUGACCUUAGAGGUCGUUCAAGCCAACAAGAGAGAGAGAGAACGACGAUGCUGAUAAAAUUUAUGUUGGUUUUUUUCUACUUAACCGACCGUUGCCCAAAUAUGUCGUCGUAUGGUUACUAGCAACAUACUACCGAAACAAACUUAGACAUCUGGAUGUCUUCUUUACUUCCUGGGACUUCUAUUUUUCAAUUUGCACAAGCGAGCAAGGGUGUGUGGUUGUGAAGCUGCUUCAAUUAACGUACUAACAAGUUGAAGUUGAGCAAGUUUCUUACAAUCGAAGCAACUAAAUCUUGUUUUUCCUACGUAUAAUCAUCACACUAAUCAUCUACCUCUUAUACUGCACUUAAUCGGGCUCCAAUUUAAACGCGAACUUUAACGCUGAAGACGAUACGAAGGCGGAGCGGAAUCUGUACAUUAGUAUUAAAAAAAGGGCUUUGGCUGCACCACUCGUUCGUUUUUUUAUUAUUGUUUACUAUUCCAGUGACAGUAAUAGUACAAUUACACCACUAUAUAACUACUACAGCUACUAACGCUAACUACUAAUGUUAACACUACUACCCUACUUUUCACCCCUUCCGAUGCGUGUUGUAGUUAGCUCCCGUAGAUGCGCCAAAUUCCAAGUAGAUACUUAACCACAAUUUCACUUAUGUUGUUUUCUAACAUUUUUUCAUUAACAUUAUUGCUAUUAUUUAAAAACAAAAAUAUUAUUUAUAACACUAUUACCGUCAAGAUGGAGUCAUGUAUGUGAUAUCUCUUUUUUAUGUAGUGACUUUUGGUUAUUGCUUCCAUUAUAUUUACUACUACUACUAUUACUACUACUACCCGUCGCCUAACAUUAGUGUGCGCGGUAUCAAUCGAACAACGUAUUAAAAAAAACUCCAAGAUUUGCUCGUAUUCACAGAUGUCGUUACACAAUGUCUGACAUUCGUAUUUUAGUACCCAACAAUCUAGUGACGGCACUGUGCUAUAAAGCAGAUGUGCUGUGCAGUUCUUUGUUAUACAGUGAAACGCCGAUUAUCCGGUUGCCUUUAAUUUAAAGUUUCAAAUUUGAUUUGACAUAAUUAAAAAAUGAUUUUUAAGGGUUCAAUAGUGAAUGAGGGAAUUGAAUUCAAUUUUGAUUCAAAGUUUUAGCUUUCGUUAUAUUAAAUUACUUAUAUUAUACACUUAUAUUUAUCAACAAAAGAAUAUUAUCGAUGUGUUAUACUUAUUCGAUUAGUACGGAUAGUCGGCAUUCCAUUGUAUUUGCAUUUGAUUUAGUUUAUUUCCUGGACGAUUAAUUGUGAAAAUUCAAAACCCAAAACAAUCAAUCGCCAACAAUUCUCAUACACCGGCACUAAAAUACGUCCGUCAAACUUAAAAUACCUAUUUUUUAACGUCACAAUGCAUUAUAAGCAAUGUUUUUCCCCUUGUAUCAUGCCGGGGAAAAGGUAAAACGCGUGUUCACGUCAUUAACGUUAAGGUUUUUAAAAUAGCGUAAAAGUUUUAGUUUUGUCCAGUUGAUUUCCUUCCCGCACAGCGGAUGUAAAGGGAACGUAUAACAGUGACCAAAAUUUGCACUUAAUGGACCAAAAAUGUCCACAGUACUUAGCUGCGAAGGUGUAACCAAUUAUACUUACUAAUCGUGAUUAAUAUCUGGUUGUGCACGCCAUCUGUUUCUACUAAACAUCCACGGAUUUGUUUCCUUACUUUCCUAGAAGGUUCACAUGAAAAAAACCCCCCCAUCACCAUCCCCCUUGGGGAUGGGCCAUGAUUUAUUUAUUUCACAUAGAAGUGGGAAAGGGCGGGAGUGUUGGGGUUUGAAGAAGAUGAGGAGAAGGCGAAAAGGGUUCGUCAGAUCCUUUUCAUACAUUCGUUUUUUAAAAUCGUUUAUUUUAUAGCAACUGGAGACAGUAUCAUCUUCGGUGAUAUAAGAAUCUGUAGCCAACCCCCAUUUAGCAGAAGGCUCGAAAUGAUUAGUUUAUUGCAAAUAGUUCGAUCGUAUGACUGCUGCGUAAAUGGACCGGAGAAAGCAACCAGUUUUAUUGAACUUGGUUGUAUAAGAUCAGUCAGUAGUUCAAAUAGAUAAUAUGUGUUUUUUAUUAAACUGUCAGCAAGAUCAGUCAGUAGGUGACAGUUCAGUCAGUGUAGUAGCUCUUAGUAUAGAAACCUUAGAUCACGAUCAGUGAAUAGAUCAAUUCAAUAAGUCAUUACGAGUAAGUAAGGACAUAUGAAAUACAUUGCCAAAACCAUA